GCUCUCCAAUUCCAGAACCAAUUUACCAUUUCUUCUUGGCCAUGUACCUACCACCCUAGGCCUCCCAAGGAACUCCAUUUCCUAGCCCCUUCGCUUCAACUUAGUAAUUUGCGUGAAAUGAAAUGAUAUCUGUAGAAGUAUACAAUCGAAUGAAUAGGGUUGAUCCUCAAAUACGAGAAGUUGUUCAUCGUUGUGCGCAUUUAUUGUGACAAUUACCGACACCAAACGCUGGCGGGCCCUCGACUCAUAAACAUUUUUCUUUGAGAGAACUCGCUUUUGGCAUGCCGAGAGAAAUGCCAGCGUAUCAAGGGUGGUCGAAGAUUCGUUCCACAUUUAGUCUUUUGGAGUGAUGCCGAUGUCACGUUGUAUCAAUGGUGGCACGACAGAUCCAGAUUCAGAUCUUCGAAAUGGUAUCACCUACUUUUAUUCUGAUAUCUUGAAGAGAAAUCAGGCAGUGGAGGCUUCGAUCGAUCGGAAGAUUUUGCAGAGCUUGAAAGGUGGAAAGUCAAAUAAUGAAGAGCCAGAAAUUGUGGUACAGAGCGAUGGUAUUCCGGAUAUGUUGCUAAGGAAGUCGACCAAAGGGGGAGAUUUGAGUACAUUACACGAAAAGAGCAUAUCGGACGAAACGAGCGGUUGGUACACAGACGAUGAAGAGGAAGCAGGAGUAGAAUGGACAACCUAUUAGGGUACUAGUAUCCAAUGGCUUCGACGCCUCUGUUUCGAUUGUGAUGGCAGGAGAUGAGAUUUAUAUUACAAUCCGUUUUUUCA
This is a messenger RNA of Botrytis cinerea B05.10, 768 nucleotides long. RefSeq lists its product as hypothetical. The record is from RefSeq and is a predicted model, not a curated record. Lineage: Eukaryota; Fungi; Ascomycota; Leotiomycetes; Helotiales; Sclerotiniaceae. The coding region runs from base 350 to 685 and encodes 111 amino acids. The transcript has a single exon.